Lampris incognitus (smalleye Pacific opah) is the source of this 894-nucleotide messenger RNA. Its product is annotated as coiled-coil domain-containing protein 152-like. Lineage: Eukaryota; Metazoa; Chordata; Actinopteri; Lampriformes; Lampridae. The record is from RefSeq and is a predicted model, not a curated record. The coding region runs from base 1 to 894 and encodes 297 amino acids. The transcript is spliced from 9 exons.
AUGUCGAGCUUGAUACGUGUGGAUACGGACAAGUUGACCAACAGUUUCAGGCAGCUGGAGAAGAAAAUUGUAGAUAUUAAGGACAUGAACGACAUUAUGGAGGACAAGAUGAAUGACUCCGCCCGGGUGUUGAGAUGGUCACAGACCAGAGAGAGGUCUCUGGUGCAAGAGAGAGAUGGCAUCCUAGCCACCGUGAACUCGCUUCAGCAGUGUCUGCAGGAGCAGUGUAACCUCAGAGAUGUGAAUGAAAAGCUGAAGAAUGAGAUCGCAGAGCGGGACCAGCAGAUUGAGAGAACAUUAGAGGAACAGAAGGAGUACAGCCUGCCCUUCCAACACGCUCUCAUCCCCAACUCCUCAAAUACGGCAGCUUGCCAGUGUUGGUGGACGUCAGGUGACUUGUCAGCUUUCUGUUCUCAGGACCAGGAGGCUAAAGUGGCGGGACUGCUUGCUCAGAUUGAUGCUGAGGAGGAGAGACACCAAUGGGAGCUCACGAGACAGCAGAGCAAACGUAAGUCAGAUGAUUCACACAACCAAACCCUCAGUCAGUUGGAAGAGAAAGAUGCAGAGGUAAAGAAGCUGCUGGAGAGGAAGGAAUCUGAACUGGAUGCGAUGAGGGAGAAAUUCUUGAACCAGGAAAAAGAAAGGCAGAGUGACCUCCUGAGGAUGCAGAUAGAGUUUGGCGCUAAGCUUUCCAAGGUUCAGAGUAUGGCACAAAGGAACCAGCAGCCCCAGAGCUCCAGCCCGUUCCUCCACAUCUACAAGAGGAAGCUGCUGUCCUUCCAGGAGGAGAAGAACAAGGAGAUCGAUGUUCUGCGUCAGAGAAUCAAGGAAUUGGAGGAGCGUCAGCGCGCCAUUAGCCUCAGUGAAAACUGCUCUAAGAGGAGGAGGGUUUAG